AGGUGGCUAUUUGGGGGCGACUAGCAGGGGUGACGGCAAGCGAGUGCGACGAUCAGAGGGUGACACUGAUUCUGAAACAGUUCGAAGACGAGUGCGAUGCUGGGUAAAGGAAGAAAUAUGGUUUUGCAUCUGUUCGUGGAUUGUAUUUCGCGACAUCUCCAUUCGAUAGAGAAGGGGGUGAGCAGGGCAACAGUGAACCAGACUCUAAAAUACGGCUACGCCGACGCUGAGAAAAGGAGACAUAGGGUUUUCGCAUGUCCUUGUCAAGACAUCAAUAGUGAUACGCGAUGUCUCCUCUCCCACGAUUAUGCCUAGUAGCGUUUCCUCGUCGAUAGUGAAGGUAGCGACAACGACAAUGAACUGGAUCUUGAAAUAGGGUGACAAGAACGCUGUAAAUUGGGGCUGAGCAGGGGAUUGGAAUUUGAAAACGAAGACCGAGUUGGCGCCGGCAUAAGGAUCAGAAACUCAAUCAGAAUUCAUUUUCUCUCGUGAUAGAGCUGCAAUCUCAAUCUUCCAUUCCUAGCAAGUUACUGAAUUCUCGUCCUUUUAACUUCAGCCAUGAAUUGUUGUUCAUGAUCGUUUAUCUGUGCCUCUGUUCUUUCUUCUCGUGUCACAUACCAACUGUUUGCAUCAGCCUUCAGUUUAUGUGGACUUUGUUGGUUCCAGGAUUCUCGAGCAUACUUUUUGAUUCAAUUAAAAUCGUGCAUUAUUGGUGUGGUUAAACAAGUCCAUGCCUAUGAAAAUAAUGGUUGAAAUUCUCAGCCGUCUUGCAAGUUAUUGUGAAUAGUUUUUGUUUUUGUUUAUCACUGUUGAAUACCAAGUGGGAGUGGUGUAGUAGUUCUAUGGGCCUUGACUUCAAGAAAGUUAAAAUGAACAUGGUACAAGCUAUCAUUGAGUUGAAUUCUUUCCCCAUAUGCUAUGGAGACUAAAAAUUUUACAAUGGUUCUCUGCUUUAACUAAAGUUCGCAUAUUGGGCUUCAAUUUGAGUUGUCAUUUCGGUGACCCUGAAACCUUCUAUGUUCAGCCAGUCAAUUCAAUGCCAAUAUAUGGUCAAGUUGUUUUGCUUUAGUGUCUAAACUUCUCUUGUGCACCAUAGUCAAAGACUGGAGAUCUCAAAUGCAUUGCCUACUAAAUAAUAUAUGGGAAAUUGGCAUCAUUCUUAUGCUGCUUAUCUCCUAUUGAGACUCACGAGGAAGCCCCUUACUCGUUAAUUCAUUAGCGUACUUGCUCUGCUAAUAACAUUCAUUAUAUUAAUACUCCCUCUCGUAUUCUAUUUCAGUUUCAUGAAAUUUGACAUUUCUAUAUCCUGCGUUUUAUCUUUCUUCAGUUUUAACCGUAAACUAGCUGGCUGAUUUUUGUUCCCAAAAGCUAUUAGUAGUCCAAAGUUUUACGCCACUACAUCUGUUGUUGUUGUUGUUGUUGUUGUUAUCGUCAUGUUUUCCUUAUAUGGCCUGAUUGAUGUAAGAAUUUAGCUCGGUGAAAGUUGUUUCUUUAGAUCUAUGGAGGACGACUUUGGCUUUGUGUAUCUUGUUGGUAUUGCUGGGCAUGCUUAUAAUCCAUGUUUUAAGAAUUGUUGUUAAAGCCAGACCGGACCAACCGAUAGAACCGCCACCCGCUCUCUAAUUCAGUUUGGUCAGGCUAUUUAACUGUCACGCUCCAAUCUUUCGAUUUGUACGCAAAUCAGCCAGUUGAACCGGGCUAGUCGUUCGAACCGCUCAACAGAUUUUGCCGAUAGGAAACUCGGAAUCCUAUUUGACCAAAUUCAAAAAUUUAAACAAAUGUGAGAGAGCUUAGAUUUGAACCAAUCACCUCGUAGUGAUGACUUGAACCUUCUACCAAUAGGUAUAGUCCGUUUUUUUUUCCACAAAAGCUAACAAAUUGUUAUAUCAAUCAUUACACAAUGUUUAAUUUUGAAAAAUCACAACUUAUACACUUAAAUAAUUUAUAUUUAUGUAAAAUGAUAAUCUUUACUUUUCAUAUAUAAUUUUAUAUUAGGAAAAUAUUAGAAUCAAUAUAUAAUUUUUUUAGAUAAGGGUGAUAUAGGUUAUUUUUUGAAAUUAGGUACUACUGAAGGGAUUCGAACCUGGGACCUCCAGGUUCAAGGCUAGUAGUAUUACCACUAGACCAAUCCUUUGUUCGUUAGAAUCAAUAUAUAAUUAUAGUACUAUUAAUGGUUUCUACUUAUAAUAACCUUUUUUAUUUUAUUUAUUAGACACUGGUUCGUUAACGGGUUUAUAAAGUUUUAGUACCGGUUAAACCAAUAAAGUGCGAACCACUUACUAUACCGGUUUGGUUCUGACAACAUUGGUUUUUAAGGCAUGCUUAUAAUUUUUUUUAUUUUAAUUUUGCAGUUUGUUGAAAUUGUUUUACAAUGAAGACGAAGAGCCAUCACCUUUUUAGCACACAAUGUUCUCCAAGGAAAGUAUUCUCCCUAGUCUCAAGGUUACAGGAAUGUCAAGUAGCGACCAUUAAGAGUUGUGGCGUUGGUUGGACGCUUGAUGUCAAGAGCAGAAUGUUACAACAUGAGUUGUUGGAAGAACUCUUAAGGUGCAUUAAUCUGGAGGAGAGCACAAUGGGGGUGCUAUUCAAACUUUUAUAUUGUACGUAAUGGGGGUGCUAUUAGUACCUACCAGAAGAGAUUAUAUUUCUUUAUCUUUGGCAUAAGCUAUCUCCGUUGUGACGGACAUUCCGAAGAAGAAUUGGGCAUCCUAUCAAUUCAAUGAAUUGGUGAAAUAUAUCUGCAACCAUAAUGCUUCGAGGAGAAAGUAUAUACCUGGUUGCUUGCUAUUUUUGGAGGUAAAUACUUACUUAGUCGUACUUUUUACAUAUUCGUAAUGAUUAGUCAUCAUGUUGAAUAUAUCUUUUUGUUUUGUAUUAAAAUUCUUGGAGCAUGCAAAUGGUAUUUUCCACACCAUUUAUAAAAGUUUACCUUUGAUGAGUUGGGAGAACAAAGACAUAAACUUAUUGUUAAUGAAAAUGGUAAGCGUUAUUAGCUGAGAGUGCAAAAUGGUAUAUUUCAUUCUUUGACAAGUUGGAGCAUGCUAAUUGUAUAUUUGAUUCCCUUUUAAAUUAAUUUAUAGGUUUGAAGCAGUUCGGGAAAAAGAUCAUCCAAGGAUGCCGGUUUGAAAUCACCUCAAGGAAACGACGGGAAACGACACAAAAACGACGAGGAUGAGCUGCUUCUUUGUGAGCAUAUUGAUGCUUGUUUAGUACGAUGGAGACUAGAAUUGAAGACUUCAAUCAAGAAUUUAAAGUUGCAGUGGGUGAUGCUGCUUCUUGAGAUGAACAAAUAAUGAGUCGAGUUAUGAAUAUGGAGAAUGAAUUUCGAGCAUUUAGAGACGAUAUUGGUGUUGCAGUCAAGUCGAUCAUGGAAAUAGUGAAAACAACUAGAGUUGACGCGUUGUCAAGGGAGCAGCCUGCUGAAGUGAAAAAGGAAGAUAAGAAGGAUGAGGCUGUAAAGGUGAAAGCAUCUACAGUUGACUUGUCAACGGAGCAGCCUGCCAGAAGGGAAGAGGACAAUUAGAAGGAUGAUGUUGAAAAACCAAGUGAGCCCAUUUCGCCUACCUCUGAGGCUGAGGCAAAAAUUGGAGAUGGCAUUUCAGAUGACAGUUGUUAUGAAUCUCCUUAUGUCAAAGUUGUGGAAAAGGCUGCUCGCAAGUAGGUGAAAGCGUCUAAAAUCGAGAAAUUCAUACUUUUAUGUGAUGAAAGAGUAGCUGCUACUGAUGGUUGUGCCAAGACUUGGAAGGUAUUACACUUGAUUUAAUUUUCUAAUAUUUUUUUAUUUCUUAUGGUAUGUUACUAAUGGACUGGUUUUGUUUUUGUGUUUUUUAACAAUAAAGGGGCAAAAUCGAGGUGUACUACGUAGUGUUUCUAAAUUGAAGCCUAGCUUGUAUGUAGUCUCCCCAUUCAAACGGGUAAAUCCCAAAGCAAGAAACCCCCAUUUUUGUACCUUGCUCCUCCCUUUACUGUUAGGACACCACUGACUCAAGAGGCACUAAAGAUUAUUCUUUGCAUUUAGUAGCGAGCUUCCUGAAAGGUACCUCUUGAAAUCAUUAUAAGUAAGAUUGGAUCAUAUUUGUAGGAUGUCUUCCUUAUUUGCCUUAUUCUAAUGUCGUAGUGUUUGAACUUGUUCUUGUAUAACAGUGAUGUGUUGGUUAAUCUUGAUGGCGGGGCUCUUCCCUUGGUUCGUAAGGAUUUGGUCCAGCUUUUGCUCCAUAACAAAUUUACAACAACGGUGAGUUCUUUUAUGUGUGUAUUAUUGAGUAGAUUGAACCAGUAAUGAUUACUUUGGUAUAUGUGACGAUGAAGCAUUAGAAUAUCGAAAUGGUGUGUCUGUGCAAGACACUAGAAGAACGAAAGUGUGGUCACAGUGGUGGCUUGUCUUGGUUCUCUCCAACUUCAAUUUCGGGACAGUCGUGUGCUGGACUAUUAUCUUGGCAAGGAAAUAAUCUAUUCGUUUGUUACAUAUAGAUGGUGUGGUUAAGUGUUUUUCCUUUCUAGGAUCAUGUGUUUUAUUGUAACGAUUAGCAAUUUAUGGGUAUCAUGGGUAAAUAUAAGAUACUUGAGCGAUAUCGUAUAAAUGAGCUACUUUGCUAUGAUAAGGUAUGUUGUAAUGUUGUUUUGUAAAAGGAAAUGGAUUAACCCUCUAAUGAUAAUUCGAUAAUUAUUCGUUGUUUGUGCAUUAUUUCAGAUUUAUGUCCCAAUUUUCAACCUAGCGGGGACCCACUUCUAUUUGGCGGUCUUUAUCAUGGAAACCAAAGUAAUUGAAAUCUGGGACUCAAUACCAAGAACUUAAAACAAAGAAUAUUAUGCAAGGAUGCAGAAUUUGGUUUUCUUCUUAUCUUGUUCUUCAAGUUUUUUCAAAGUAGACUUAUGGCUUAGUUGUUAGUUGUUUUUUAUUUGCCGACUUUAUGGUUAAAUAUUGUGUGAGGAGGAGAUGAGCGGGACGUUUUCAAUUGCAGAAACUGGGUCAAGACUUGUUGCUUAAGGAGGAGAUCAGAGGGACAUUUUCGUUUGGCAACUUUGUGGUUAAAUAUCGCAAAGAUAUUGCUUCUCAACCAAAUGGAUACGUUUUUUUUUGUUCACUUGUGCAAUAUUUUAAUUCAAUCAGAUAAUUAUUUGUUCACAUCAUCACCAUGAUAAUUAUUUGCUAUAUUACAAAUUUGAUUGUCGAAAAUUUGUCGUCAAGUACUUGCUGGAUCCAUAUGGAUUUUCCAACAAGCAAUACUCGUUCGAUAGUGACUAUGAACGGGCACAACUUACUAUGUACUUGCUCACUUUACCUUUGAAUGAGGUGAAAGAUAAGGUUCAAACAAGAGCAUAUCAAUAUUUUGAGAAUCACGCGGAAUGUGCCUGAAUUGCGACUAAGAAGGUGAAAUUUAAGAAGAACUUACUAAAUCGAGGACGAAAGCCAUUGCACGGGCAUGGGGAGAAAAAGGGUACAAAGUCUAAGAAGUAUUGAGAGUUGUGCUUAUUUUGUUUAUUGUGUCGACAAUAAAUAAGUUAAUGUAGA
Linum trigynum is the source of this 5512-nucleotide messenger RNA. The record is from the annotation of a GenBank genome assembly. Lineage: Eukaryota; Viridiplantae; Streptophyta; Magnoliopsida; Malpighiales; Linaceae.